UCCGCUGACAGUUCACAUAUAUAAUUAUAUAUUUAGAUAUGCUAUCUUAUAGAUAAUUAAUUCGUAGAAAAUUACAAAUAUUUGAUCUGUAUAUUAUUAUAUUAGAACGGGAGAUAAUUUAAACUAGAUGAUGCACUAAGUUUAGUGGAGUUUAGAGUGAUGUGCGUCGGAAAGAGACAAUAAGAUUCGUGGAGAUUGGAACACCAGUAGAUCAAUGAAAUUUCAACCUGGAUGAUCGUGACAGACAGGUAGAUGACAUUAAAGGAUGAAUUGAAACAGAGGACUCGAGAUACGUCGAGGCAACGCAGGAGGGAUGCAAUUUUGAUGAUCCGAAUCUUCGUUAACAUAUAUAUAUAAACUAUUGUCGGAUAUGUUCCUGACAUAGUGAUGGAUGGAAUGGUCUCAGAUAGGGUUGGCAGAAUUUUGACUUGGGAUUGACUCGGUUUUCAUCUAACAAUAAUGAAUUUUAAGGGAGAUAAUUACAACAUAUUUUUUCUGGGUUUUGGAGGAAUAAAUAUGUUAAUUUUGAAUUUAGAGUUAUGAAUAUGAAAAUUACACAGGAUUUUUUUUUCUUCUAAAAAAAAAGAAAAUAAAAAUUCAAGAAAACAUCAUCGAUCUUGCUUUAUCCGAGCUACUGAGGGCGGAGAGCACGCGCAAGGUAGCGCUGAUACCGGCGGAAGACGAUGGUCCUGACGGCACCGAACUCCACCUUAAUCUACUUGCCUCCUCCCAUCCCUCCCCACCGCCAUCCACAGACGUCCACCACCAUAAGAGCACAACUCAAGCAGCAGCAGAGAAGUAACAGAGCUGUCGCCUCCCUCUCCGUAUCCUCCUCCCAUGUCUCGCUCCCGCCACCUCCACCUACCUCGCUCCCUCAGCGCCUGGGCGCCCUCUGCGCCCAGGGCAGCCUCGACGAGGCCCUCCACCUCCUCCUCGUCGCGGAACCCGCCGGCUUGCCCCCCCUCGCCGAUGGCGUCGGCCUUCUCCUGCAGGCCUGCGGUGCCCGGGGCGACCUCGAGCUCGGCCGCCGCGUCCACGGCGUCGUCGCUUCCUCCGAGGGCCUUAUGUCCAACCCCGUUCUCACCACCCGCCUCCUCACCAUGUACUUCGCCUGCGGCUCCCCUUCCGACGCCCGCCGCGUCUUCGACGCCCUCCCCCGCAGGAACCUUUUCCAGUGGAACGCCAUGAUCAGCGGAUACGCCCGCAACGAGCUCUUCGUCGAAGCCGUCGACACCUUCUUGCUGCUGAUGUCCGCGACCGAACUCAGACCCGAUAACUUCACCCUCCCCUGCGUCUUGAAGUCCUGCGCGGGCCUGUCGAACAUGUCGACCGGGGAAGCCGUGCAUGGGGUCGCCGUGAAGCUUGGAUUGGGUUCUGAUACUUUCGUGAACAAUUCACUGAUAUCGAUGUAUGGCAAAUGCGGUUACGUCGAUGAGGCAGCUCACGUGUUCGAUACAAUGCCUGAGAGAAACUUGGUUUCUUGGAACACGAUGAUGUCUGCUUUUUCCGACAACGCCUUGUUGCAAGAUGGAUUCGAUUUGUUCAAAGAGAUGCUGUCGGUCGAUGAAGAGAGUAUGAGACCCGACGAUGCAACGGCGGUGACAGUGCUGCCCAUGUGUGCGGUUGAUGGAUGGCUUGAGAUGGGGAGAGUUGUACAUGGGAUGUCGGUGAAGUUGGAUUUGGAUCAUGAACUCAGAGUGAGUAAUGCGUUGGUCGAUAUGUAUGCAAAGUGCAGUUGUUUAUCGGAUGCACAAUUGCUUUUUGGCCAUAACCAGCAGAGAAAUGUUGUGUCUUGGAAUGCAAUGAUAGGUGGUGUUGCAAGGAAUGGAGAUGUAGAUGGGGCCUUCGAUCUUCUGCGUGAAAUGCAAUCAGAGGAGGGCAUAAAGGCUAAUGAAGUGACUGUCUUGAAUGUUUUGCCUGCUUGUUUGGGACCAUCGGAACUACAACAUGUGAAGGAACUCCAUGCCUAUGUUAUCAGAAAUGGGCUACAGACUAAUGACUUGGUGCCGAAUGCUCUGAUGGCAGCUUAUGCAAAAUGUGGCUUGCUGGAUUCUGCAGAUAAUAUCUUCAAAGAUGUGGAGAUCAAGACCGUCAGCGCAUGGAAUGCGCUGAUUGGUGGUUAUGCACAGAAUGGUGAUCCAAACAAGGCUAUAGAAUUAUUCCUUCGGAUGUCGUCUUCUGGUUUAGAGCCUGAUUGGUUUAGCGUAGGAAGUUUGCUGCUUGCUUGUGCCCAUCUACAGGAUCUUCUUAAUGGCAGGUCUCUCCAUGGUUAUGUCUUGAGGAAUGGAUUAGAAAAGGACUCGUUCAUUUUGAUUUCACUUCUUUCGCUUUACAUCCAGUGUGGAAGAUCACAGGAAGCGAGGCUCUUGUUUGACGCUAUGGAGGACAAAGAUUCUGUCUCGUGGAAUGCUAUGAUUGCUGGGUACCUUCAGAAUGGACUUGCACAGGAGUCGCUCCAACUAUUUCGUCAGAUGCAACAUGAAGGAUAUGAACCUUCUAUCAUUGCAACUACCAGUGUCUUCAUGGCUUGUGCUGAAUUAUCAGCCUUGCCGCUAGGGCAAGAGGCACAUUGCUAUGCGUUGAAGGUUGGCUUCACUGCAGACACCUUCCUCGGGAGCUCAAUAAUUGAUAUGUAUGCAAAAUGUGGUUCCAUAGAGCAUGCUCGCACCUUAUUUGACAAUUUGAAGGACAAGGAUGCUGUUUCAUGGACUGUGAUGAUCACGGGGUAUGGCAUUAAUGGUUAUGGUAGUGAAGCUAUAGAUCUCUAUAAUGAAAUGGAAGGCCAUGGGUUGAAGCCUGAUGCUUUCACCUAUCUUGGUAUUUUGAUGGCAUGCAAUCACGCAGGACUGGUGGAAGAGGGACUCAGGUAUUUUGAGUAUAUGAAGAAUAAGCAUAGUUUGGAGCCAAAAUUGGAGCACUAUGCGUGUGUUGCGGACAUGCUUGGACGGGUAGGUAAAUUAGCUGAAGCAGCAAGGAUAAUUGAAGAUAUGCCAGAAGAACCUGAUGGCAGAAUAUGGAGUGGAUUGCUCGCCGCAUGCAGAACUCAUGGAGACAUAUGCUUGGGGGAGAGAGUCAUCGAGAAGCUGUUAGAAUUGGAGCCUGACAAGGCUGAACAUUAUGUUUUGGCAUCAAAUCUUUAUGCAAGCUCGGGGAGGUGGGAUGGUGUUCGAAGAAUCAGAAACAGGAUGAAGGAGAUUGGCCUCCAAAAGGACCCUGGUUUUAGCUGGAUAGAUGUUGGUGGUAGAGUUUUCGAUUUUGUGUCGGGAGACAAUAGACUUCCAGAAUCUGACGAGAUUCAUAGAAUGUGGUGCUCUUUAGAGGAGAAGAUACGCGGUAUCGGAUAUAUUCCUGACACUAGUUCAGUGCUGCAUGAGAAAGGAGAGGAAGAGAAGCUGAAGAUAUUGCGAGGUCACAGCGAGAAGCAAGCAAUUUCUUUUGGACUGCUGAAGACAAGCGGGAACAAGAAAAUAAGGGUGUGCAAGAACAUAAGGAUAUGCAGAGAUUGCCAUAAUGCUGCUAAGCUGGUAUCAAAAGUGGUAGGCAGGGAAAUUAUCGUGAGAGAUAACAAGCGGUUCCAUCAUUUUAGAGAUGGUUGGUGCUCUUGUGGUGAUUUUUGGUAAUGGUUAUGCAUCCGACCAUAAUUUAGUUUUCUCAAGCAGCUGUCAUGUUGGAGAUUUCAGUUUGGCUGGAAUUCUAGGGUUCCAGUCAUGAACAUUACAAGAAAAUAUGGAAAUUCUUGAAUGGUCCUAUCGAAUAACUCUCAUAUCAGAUCAAUUCCGACACCCAAUUUACAAGCCGUCGCACCCAGCAUGAAGAUUGGUGGCUGCCAAAUUCUCCUGAUGGAUAAAUUUUCAUGUCACGUCAUCCUGAGAAUACCAACUCGUAUAUUCAACCAUGAAGACAUCAAAAAUCACCUUUUCCUUGCCGUGUAUAUCAGUUUAUUUAUACUUUUUGAGCUCAAUAACAGGCUGCAUGUCAUUUCGACCCAUCCCAGAAGAAAAGAUGGGAGUAGAGUCCACAGCAUCAAUCAUUGCAUCUUUCACACCAGUUAGAUUGGUUCCUUCACUGACAUCGACGGGAUGAUCAAAAUCGACUGUAUCAGAUGUCGACGAGAAAUCUGCCGUGUAGAAACGAAGAUCCUGUUGUGAUCAGACGUUUCUUGGCCUCCAAGUUCUUCCGAGACUCCUCUAUGUCAAUCCAAAGGUAACACCAAACUCAACUGUCACUUCAUGGUUAGCUUGCUUUGACAUCUCACGCGUGCAUCCCCAUCUUUCCACGCUUGUUUCUCGUGGACGUCAAAGUCGAGAUGUGAAAUUAGCUUCUGAUUUCUCCCAACUCGUGUCUCAUGAGGCCGCCGAGUGACUACUGCAGGUAGGCUGCCGAAACUUCCACUCUCCUUCCUCCUCUCGAGGCCGGUGCUCUCCCCUCGCCUUCCUGCUGAUGUCACUAUUGGCUGCUUCCUGACGUCAGCCGCUGCGUCAAACUGGUAUGCAAUUCAUCUGAUGGGUUCUCUUUAUUAAUAUAUAUUCAUUAUAUAUAUGUAUAUAUAUGUGUGUUAAUUUAUCGGACAAUAAACGAAAAUAAGCCUGCGCCAAGUCAUCAACCAGUUCUAUUGGUUGUCAUGGCUGUGUGAUACACCCUUUCCCUGCUUGACCAGGCUGGGCGGAAACAAAGGAUCCAGGACAGGUAUUUUUAGUGUCAAUCUUCCCUCUGUUUCCUCUUCAAUGAACAACUGGGCACACAAUUAUUACAGAUACAAUUCCCAUUUUUCUUA
This is a messenger RNA of Musa acuminata subsp. malaccensis (wild Malaysian banana), 4774 nucleotides long. The record is from RefSeq and is a predicted model, not a curated record. NCBI's taxonomy places the organism in Eukaryota, Viridiplantae, Streptophyta, Magnoliopsida, Zingiberales, Musaceae.